GCGCAGCCAAGGACCCAGAGGCAGACAUGCAGACCCUGAGGCGGGAGGCUGCCAGGCCCUACAUCCCCCGGGGGACCCUGGAAGUGGACUUCCCAGCACCUCUGUUCAGCGAUGACUAUCUGUCCCUGGAGGGACCCCGCUGGGCACCGGCCAUCAAGCAGGCAGCAUGUUGGAAGUACACCCCCAUGGGAAGAGACGCGGCCGGUCAGCUGUGGUACACUGGCCUGACCAACUCGGACUCCCGCGAAGCCUGGUACACGCUCCCUCGGGCCCUGGACAGCCCCUACCGGGAGGCUUACACCCGCUGGCACGGCUGCUACCGCCCCCGGGAACAACGCAUGCCCCCGGCCUACACCCAGCGCCUGCGGGAGACGUCCUGGCAUGACCCCGUCACCCCUGCCCAGUAUGAGGACCCCAGCACUCGGUGGGGGAGUGCGCUGUGGAGAGACAGGUCCAUCCGGGGCAAGGAGUUCGUGCUCAACAGGAACCGGUACGGGGUGGAGCCGCCGUGGCGGGCGUCUGACUACGUGCCAUACCUGUCGGCGCCCCAGCGCCCGCCCUACACCACCCAGAGCUACCGGCAGUGGGACCUGGAACCCUACUGUCCCUCCACCAGGCAGCGGCCCCCGCCCAGCUACACGCCCACCCACUGAUAAAGACCAUGCUGCCAGCCCGCGGGCACCUCUGCUUGGCGUGA
This is a messenger RNA of Condylura cristata (star-nosed mole), 697 nucleotides long. It is a transcript of the gene TEKTIP1, whose product is annotated as chromosome unknown open reading frame, human C19orf71. The record is from RefSeq and is a predicted model, not a curated record. The transcript has 4 exons. Bases 27 to 653 code for a protein of 208 amino acids. Lineage: Eukaryota; Metazoa; Chordata; Mammalia; Eulipotyphla; Talpidae.